This is a messenger RNA of Drosophila persimilis, 564 nucleotides long. RefSeq lists its product as uncharacterized. The record is from RefSeq and is a predicted model, not a curated record. Bases 1 to 543 code for a protein of 180 amino acids. Lineage: Eukaryota; Metazoa; Arthropoda; Insecta; Diptera; Drosophilidae. The transcript is spliced from 2 exons.
AUGAAUCCCAAAUUGAAUUUAAUUUCCUUGACGCUCAUAGCGGAGCUCUUCCUACUGGUGCCUUUCGGGAAUGCUAGGGGCACCAUUACGCCAACGCAGCAGAAGAUCGAAAAGAGCAGAAACACCACAAGUAUCACCAGAAAUGGCACUUUGAUUCUGGAUGCAAGCGACCAGAGGCUGAACUCCACUAGCCUUUCAGUAUCCCAUGUUUCGGUUUCUGCAUCUGUUUCCCCUUCCGAAUCCUCGCCAUCUACUGUGCGGCAUAUCCGUCGCAAAAAGAGGGAAUAUGCAGUAGAUAUUCCAUUUGAUUUCUUCACGAACCAUAUGCACUGCGACAUGGAGCAAUCGGGAACCUAUAAGAUAAUGGCUUUUUUGCCUUUUAAUUGCAUUUGGAUACAAAACAAUCGGCACCAACACGAGGGGUGGUGGCGCAUAUACAUGCAGGCAAUGAUGGAGGCAUUCUUCUUUGGACAGUAUUAUGAGCGCUUGAGGCGCUUCGAGCUCGACCCACACUCCUUCGACUACAGAGGUGUGGGAUUUUAGUCUAGUCUCUAUAAAAUUAAU